CUGACUUGUUCUCUCAAAAAGAAACACCCGAUUUCGGGAUCAUCGUGCUGUACCAACUUCACGUCAUGCCUCGCACGUCAAAGGCGAUCAAUCCAUCGAAUCUGAGCGACUCGGUACUAGGCUGCUUUGCGAUAGUGCCGCCUUCAGAGACACUGGAUCAUCUGGUUCGGUAUUUGAGUACAUGGAGCGGUAGCGAUAAACUAUUCAUGGUCAUCCAAUACGCGGUCAAGCUUUUGGUGCCCCUGCUUGAGAUACGUGCCAGAUUCCAACAUCGCGUCGGAUUGCGGAAGGCGCCGCAGAGCGCUCACGCGCCUGGCUUGAACAAGCUUGCAAGCAUCAUCGGAGAUGCAAGGACGCUGUGGAGAAUCUGGGGCCUCCUUCCUAUCUUCCAAUGGCUGAUAUCUCUCGAACGAAACCCACCCCCGACUCGCAAGCUCCUCACCAUCGAGCGCUUACAAGGGUGGAGUAUGCUCGCUUAUUAUCCUCUGGAGCACAUAUCCUAUCUCGCCUCUCACUCCAUCAUUCCUACCACUAUACCUGCGCUGUCUUCUAUUCUCCCGCUCUGGCUGCUGAGGUCGAAGUCCGCCAGACGCACAAUGAAGCUGGACGUGAACAGGUUGAGCCUAUGGUCGUGUCGUUUCUGGGCGUUGUACGUGAUGCUCCAAUUCGCCCAUUUGAGGGAGGACAGGCAACUUUUGUUGGCGAAGGAGCGUACUCUGGGCAAGGCGAAGGGAAAGGCGGGAAUGGGGGCAGCCGAACGCACCGAGGUACGACAACGGUGGGAUGCGUACUGGAAUGAGCUAGUGGUGAACCUUGGGUACCUUCCUCUGACGAUUCAUUGGUCUCUCGAGGGAGGCCUAUAUCAGAAUGAGACGUGGUCGGCUGUGUUCGGUCUCAUCGCUGCCGUGGCAUCAUUCCGUAGCGGCUGGAAAGCCACGGCCUUACACCAACUUCCGCCAGCGGAGGAGCCGCUGGUAGAGCCACUUGCUGCGGUGAACGAGACUGUGCUUCCGUCAAUGGCUUCGCCGGGAUCCCUGCUCGAUGUGCCGGGAACACCGGAGGAUAGUAGUACUUAGCGACGAGGAGGGUAGCAGCGACCCAGGAUUAUCACUCCUGUUUUCACCGUUAUGUCUGCGGACGGCGCUUUCCGCGUACUGUACUACAGUACUACUCAUAUAUCCAGCUUAC
This is a messenger RNA of Punctularia strigosozonata HHB-11173 SS5, 1188 nucleotides long. RefSeq lists its product as uncharacterized. Bases 66 to 1076 code for a protein of 336 amino acids. NCBI's taxonomy places the organism in Eukaryota, Fungi, Basidiomycota, Agaricomycetes, Corticiales, Punctulariaceae. The record is from RefSeq and is a predicted model, not a curated record. The transcript is spliced from 6 exons. Gene Ontology annotation, cellular component: peroxisomal membrane. Gene Ontology annotation, biological process: peroxisome fission.